AAAAAGUUGAAGAGUAAAUUGGUCAAACUCUGGUUAAUCUCGAUUUAGCCUUAAAAUCUUGAAUCAUUACUUCACCUGCGCCGAGUUUGGUGCAAAUAAAAUUGGAGACAUAAAAUUACCGUUUUAUGUAUCCGAAGAUAUGAAUAUCCGCAAACACCCGGUCGUAGGAUUAUUUGGCAGAACCUCUAAUCCUUCCCUCCAUUCGUUUAGUUCUUUUGGGUUGCUCUUCUUUAGGUGCUGUGCAGUUUUAAAUGGUGCAUGCAUCGUUACUUCGUGGGAAUGCUAUUCUGAAUUCGACCUUAAUCACCAUCCUUGAUAAAUGCAAGUCAUUGUUAGAGCUGAAGCAAAUUCAUGCUCUGGUGAUCACUUUAGGUCUCUCCCAAGAUGAGCCUUUUGUGUCUAGAAUUCUUUCCUUCUCCGCACUAUCUGAUUCAGCAAACAUCGAUUACUCCUACUGGGUUCUUUUAUCUCUCUCAAACCCAACAAUCUUCAAUUGGAACACAGUCAUGAGAGGAUAUUCGAAGAGCAAAUACCCAAAUAAAUCAGUAUCGGUUUUUGUUAAAAUGUUACGGGUUGGAAUCUUGCCUGACUAUUUAACAUUCCCUUUUCUUGCCAAGGCAUCAGCUGGUCUCUUGAAUCGAGAACUCGGUAUGGCCUUUCAUGCCCAUAUUAUAAAAGCUGGGUAUGAAUCUGAUAGGUUUGUUUCGAAUUCUUUGAUUCAUAUGUAUGCAACUUUCGGAGAUAUUUUGCAUGCACGGAAAGUGUUCGAUGGAAUACCUCUCAAGAAUUUGGUAUCAUGGAAUUCCAUGGUAGAUGGCUACGCAAAAUGUGGAGAUAUGGCUUUGGCAUUCGAAUUGUUUGAUUCAAUGCCUGAACAUGACGUCUUGUCGUGGAGUUCUUUGAUUGAUGGGUAUGUUAAGAGUGGGGAUUACGGCGAUGCUUUGGCAGUUUUUGAGAAAAUGAGGGUCUCGGGUCCCAAUCCCAAUGAGGUGACUAUGGUGAGUGUAUUGUGUGCUUGUGCUCACUUGGGUGCCCUUGAUAAAGGGAGGAUGAUGCAUCGUUACGUGAUUGAUAAUGGGUUGCCAUUGACUCUGGUUUUGCGCACCUCUCUUGUGGACAUGUAUGCCAAAUGCGGGGCAAUACAAGAGGCUUUCAGAUUGUUUCGUGGGGUUUCCAAGGAGCUGAGUGAUGUGUUAAUUUGGAAUGCUAUGAUUGGAGGAUUAGCAACUCAUGGUUUGGUUAAAGAAUCACUUGAUUUGUUUACAGAAAUGCAUAUUGUUGGGGUUAAGUCAGACGAAAUCACAUACUUGAGCUUGUUGUGUGCUUGUGCCCAUGGUGGGUUAGUAAAGGAAGCUUGGUAUUUCUUUGACUGUCUUCGUAAACAUGGAAUGGCUCCUAAGAGUGAGCAUUAUGCUUGUAUGGUGGAUGUUAUGGCUCGUGCUGGUCAAAUUGCAGAGGCAUACCAAUUUCUAUGUCAAAUGCCCAUCGAGCCAACAGCUUCAAUGUUAGGUGCUCUGCUAAGUGGAUGUAUGAACCACAGAAAGUUUGAUCUUGCAGAAAUGGUAGGAAGGAAACUUAUUGAGCUAGAGCCAUACCAUGAUGGCAGAUAUAUUGGCUUAUCAAAUAUUUAUGCUAUUGUGAGACGCUGGGAUAAAGCAAGAAGCACGAGAGAGGCCAUGGAGAGGAUGGGGGUGAAAAAAUCUCCUGGUUAUAGCUUUGUGGAGAUUUAUGGAGCUUUGCAUAUAUUCGUUGCACAUGAUAAAAUGCAUCCUAGUUCAGAGCAAAUAUAUAUGAUGUUAAAUUUUGUUGUAAGCCAAAUAAAGCAUACUGUUGAUUAUGAAAAUCAAGAAUAUUCUUUUGUAUGAUAAGGAAGGAGAAGAUUAAUUAUUAAUUACUUCUGCAUAUUGAAUUUUUCAAACUCAUCUUCUUUAGGUAAAAAUUCUGUAGCAAAUUAUCUGGUAAAUUUCAGAUUUUAUCAAAGAGUUUUAUCCCUGUAA
Molecule: messenger RNA, 1997 nt
Organism: Hevea brasiliensis (rubber tree)
Lineage: Eukaryota; Viridiplantae; Streptophyta; Magnoliopsida; Malpighiales; Euphorbiaceae
Product: pentatricopeptide repeat-containing protein At5g08305
Exons: 1
Coding region: 252-1865 (537 amino acids)
Biological process (GO): RNA modification
Molecular function (GO): RNA binding; protein binding
Source: RefSeq, a predicted model, not a curated record